Prorocentrum cordatum is the source of this 1612-nucleotide messenger RNA. NCBI's taxonomy places the organism in Eukaryota, Dinophyceae, Prorocentrales, Prorocentraceae. The record is from the annotation of a GenBank genome assembly.
CGAGCGCUCAAAGGGUCGGCCCUCGGCCCCGGGCCGGCCUCGCGCCUCCCGCCAAGGGGGCCGCCUCCCGCCGCGGGGGGCUGCCCCGAGCCAUGUGCCGCCGCUGCUGCCGGCACCGGCGCGCAAGCUUCGAGCUGGGCGGCGGUGGACAUGCGCCCGAGUUGCGCGGCGCUGAUGCUGCUUUGGCUCUCCGAGGCGGGGGCGCUGGCGGGCGAUGCCGCGAGGGCGGCCUCUCGGAUGGGGCCGUCGCCCGGACGAGGCCCGUGGGCGGGCUCCGCGCCGCACCGCCGAGGCAUCGGCAUCGGCGGUGCGGCUCGAUGCAGAGCCCGACGACGGCAUCGGCAUCCGCGCCGACGGCGGCGAUUCGUCGCCGACGCCGCCGAUGCGUCGCCGAUGCGUCGCCGACGCACCGGCGCGUUCCUCCGUCCUCAUCUGCUCGGACCCCACUCGGGAGACUUCGGCGGAGGCUGGGCCGCUCGGGCAGCGCCUCGGGGCGGCAGGGCCCUCUCCGUCCUCUGCGCGGGGGGGGGGGUCGGGCAUCGGGGCCUCCGGAGCCUCUGUGUUGCUGUCCGUGGCCGCCUGGGCUCGAGCGCCCGUGGGUGCCCAAUGGUGCCCGACGUCCUGGUGCACCGCAUGCCGUUCCAGCUCCGCCCUCUUGCGCGCUCAGGCUGCGUUCCCGGGCGGGCCGCUGGGCGGGCAGCGGAGGUCGCCGGGCAGGCGGCAACGGUGGGUGUGCUGUCAGUGCACGCCGCCGUCGAUGCUGCUGCGGGAGGAUCAGUCGAAGGAAGGGUGCUCCGAGCGGCCAGGGGGGGGAGGGCGGCAGCGGCGGGAUGAGGCCAGGCCCGAGGUGCGGGACAGCGGUGCCUCGUACGGAGCUGGGAGAGGCAUCUCUGGGUUGCCAACGGUCGCGGGUGUUCGGGAUCGGGAGCAGGCACCCCAGGGUUUUGGUACUGUCCAGCUCGUUGACGCAAAAGGCUCCGAGACCUGUCACGAGGUAGUUCGAGCUCUCUACGGGCAUAUACAGAACGGUGCUGCCCGCUGCAACGGCAUCAUCUACCACAAGAAGUAUGUUGUGCACGUGCCGGAAAUUGACCUUGCCGAGCUGAUGCAGGUGAGCGAGAGUCACAGCGUGAUGGAGUUGCGCCGUCAGAUGGAGCGGCAGACGGGACGACGCGCUCCUCGCCUAAAAAUGUUCCAUUCCGACGGAUCGAGCUUGAAGCGCGCGUCAGCAUCGUCGGGCCACAUGUUGUCCUCGCCCACUGUUGGCGCAGGGGCGCUCGGCAGACAUGAGGAGCGCACCCACGGCGAAGGAGGUUGAAAGGAUCGAGAGGGCACCUGUCGUGACUAAGGUCACCACGUCGGAGAGCGUCCUUGCAGUGAUGGAGGAGCCCAGCAUGGAGAGGGCUCCAGUCACCAUGCACGAUCUUGACAAUCCUUCCCUCUCCUCCAUUUUUCGUCCUCUUCUCUCAUCCCUCCUCCCCUGUUGACCGUUUUUUUUCUGCGCGAGCGAUCCUCAUACGAAGAUAUCCAAAGAGGGCCACGCUUGUGCCAACAUGCAGAAGCGCUUGCACAUUCCGCGUGGCUCCUUUCUCUUGGGGUGGAGGGUGUGGGC